Messenger RNA from Juglans microcarpa x Juglans regia, 1524 nucleotides. RefSeq names its product lysosomal Pro-X carboxypeptidase-like. Gene Ontology annotation, biological process: proteolysis. The record is from RefSeq and is a predicted model, not a curated record. The coding region runs from base 1 to 1524 and encodes 507 amino acids. The transcript has 9 exons. Gene Ontology annotation, molecular function: dipeptidyl-peptidase activity; serine-type exopeptidase activity. Lineage: Eukaryota; Viridiplantae; Streptophyta; Magnoliopsida; Fagales; Juglandaceae.
AUGAAGUCUCCAAUAUCUUCAUUGCAAUCAUGGCUCCCUUUGAAUAUCUUUCUUAUCAUUUCAACCUCUGUACUUAUCAGUAGUACUAGUGCGACAACGAUAUUCGAUAUUCCUAGACUGAGUCCACUUGGAGGAAUUCUACAAGAUCCUGAAACAGUAUUCUCUGCAAAUGUUUCGGAUGACUUCGAAACAUUUUACUAUAAUCAAACACUUGAUCACUUCAACUAUAUGCCCGAAAGCUACUCCACUUUUCAGCAAAGAUAUGUGAUCAAUUCUAAGUACUGGGGUGGUGCAAAUCGUAGCGCUCCAAUUUUAGCUUAUCUUGUCGCAGAAGCACCGUUGGAUAGUACUUAUCUAAAGGCCAUCGGAUUUCUCACUGAUAAUGCCGCAGAGUUUAAGGCUCUCUUGCUAUACAUAGAGCAUCGAUAUUAUGGGGAGUCUAUACCAUUCGGAUCAAGGACAGAAGCAUUUAGAAAUGCAAGCACUCUCGGGUACUUCAACUCCGCCCAAGCUUUAGCAGAUUAUGCAGAAAUCAUCUUAAACUUAAAGGAACAAUUACAAGCACAAUAUUCCCCAGUAAUUGUCAUUGGAGGAUCAUAUGGAGGAAUGCUAGCUUCGUGGUUUCGGCUAAAAUAUCCUCACAUUGCCAUUGGCGCCUUGGCCUCAUCAGCUCCAAUCCUUUACUUCGAUGACAUCACUCCACAAGACGGAUUUUUCUCUGUUGUUACCAAGGAUUUUAGGGAAGCUAGCGAGACCUGCUACCAAACUAUAAAAGAUUCAUGGUCUAUAAUAGAUGAAGUUGCAACUAAGCCUGAUGGUCUUUCUGUCCUUAGCAAGACAUUCAAGACUUGCGAUCCCCUAAGCUCAUCUUCUGGGCUCAAGAGCAAUUUGGUGUCGAUGUAUGCCCAUGCAGCUCAAUAUAAUCAUCCCCCAAACUAUCCGGUUACCACAAUCUGCGGUGGCAUAGAUGGAGCUCCUCCUGAAAUAGAUAUUCUUGACAAAGUAUUUGCAGGUGUUGUUGCCUAUUCUGGAAAUAGAACAUGCUAUGUCAAUGCACCCCAAAAUAUAUCUGAAACAACUCUAGGUUGGAGAUGGCAGACGUGCACUGAGAUGGUGAUACCCAUUGGAAUUACCAAUAUUAAUACAAUGUUCCAACCUAGACCUUUUAUCCUAAGCAACUUCACUGAGGGGUGCAGAAGCAUAUAUGGUUUACCGCCUCGGCCUCAUUGGGUCACUACUUACUAUGGAGGCCAUGAUAUAAAAGUGAUCCUCCAAAGGUUUGGAAGCAACAUCAUCUUCUCCAAUGGGCUCAAAGAUCCUUAUAGCAGCGGCGGGGUGCUUGUAAACAUAUCAAACAGUAUCGUUGCCAUCCAUACAGUUAACGGAUCUCAUUGCCUGGAUAUGCAUCCAGCAAACCAAACCGAUCCAGAGUGGUUGAUCACACAAAGAAAAGCUGAGGUUAAUAUCAUCAAAGGAUGGAUCACCAACUACUACUUUGAUCUCCUCACAGCUUUCAGGCAAUAA